AUGGAAACCAUCACGGGUCUAGGAGUAGCCAAGCCAAACACGUAUCCAAACGUGGAAAAGAUCACGUACAAGCCAGCGGAGCUAAGACCAACGGACGUGGACAUCAAGAUUAUUGCCUGUGGGAUAUGUGGAGCAGAUCCACAUUUUGUCCGGGGCGAUUGGGGCGGACCACAUCUACCGAUCAUCCCAGGACACGAGAUUAUCGGACAUGUUGUGCACAAGGGGUCGGAAGUGAGUGACGAGGAGUUCAAGGUUGGUGACCGGGUGGGUGUCGGUGCACUAGCAGACAGUUGUGCUAGCUGCUACCGCUGCAAGCACGGGUUCGAAAACAAUUGCAGACAGGCAGUGACGACAUACGGUAACCAUGUUUCGAUGCCAGAGAGACAGGGCGGAUAUGCGUCACACACGAGAGUCAACUCGAAAUUUGUUUUCAAAAUCCCAGACAACAUCUCCACCGAACAUGCCGCUCCGUUGAUGUGCGGAGGCAUGACCAGUUUGAGUCCUCUUUUAGCCACCGGUGUGUCAAAAGACACCAGAGUCGGCAUUGUCGGAAUUGGCGGUAUCGGCCAUAUGGGCAUCAUGUUUGCCAAGGCGUUGGGAGCACAUGUAACCGCUCUCUCCAGCUCGGAGAAGAAGAAGCAGUUGGCCCUCGAUUUGGGUGCAGACCGUUUUGUCGCCACCGACGACCCAGACUUCGUGGAGAAGAACCUGGACGCCUUCGAUGUUGUUGUUCAUACCGGGGCAUUUGUUAACAACAAGAUGAUCUCCGAUAUGACAAAAAUGUUGAGACCGAACGGUCGUUUGCAGCUCAUUACCGGACCGGAUUUGGAGGAUAUGUCUCUCAACUUGAAUGUUUUCGAUUUAAUCAUGAACAACGCCAAUGUCGGCGGCAUUGCGUCUGGCUCUGGCGCUCAGAUCAAGUACAUGCUAAAGCUUGCCUCAGAGAACAACAUCGUUCCUAUGGUUGAAACCAUCAACAUCAGCGAAGCAAAUGUGAAGAAGGCAUGGAACAGAUUGGACUCAAACGAUGUCAAGUUCAGAUUCGUUCUCACUGGAUACGACGAGUUUUUUAAAUGA
This is a messenger RNA of Pichia membranifaciens NRRL Y-2026, 1077 nucleotides long. RefSeq lists its product as hypothetical. Bases 1 to 1077 code for a protein of 358 amino acids. Gene Ontology annotation, molecular function: zinc ion binding; alcohol dehydrogenase (NADP+) activity. The record is from RefSeq and is a predicted model, not a curated record. NCBI's taxonomy places the organism in Eukaryota, Fungi, Ascomycota, Pichiomycetes, Pichiales, Pichiaceae. The transcript has a single exon. Gene Ontology annotation, biological process: alcohol metabolic process.